AGAUACAUAGCUUUAAUAUGAUUAUGAAAACUACUAGGUUUAAGUGUCGAGAGCCGCAUUUUAAGGGGUACCAAAGUUUGACAGUCAGAAUUCGGCUGCUAAAAUGGCGUCUGCUUUGUACAUGACCCGCGAACUCCACAGCCUUCACAUUUUCGCCUGUAUAACUUUAAUCCCACACCGACGGGUUAAUGUAUUCUAUCCUAACACUACUAUAGGAAUGCACGGAUUGAUAUACCACUCAGGAAAACAUAUAUGGUAAAGGAAACGGGAGUAAAUUGAGUAAAACAAAGUUGGCUGAAAGAACCUGUUGAGAGCAAUAAAAACCAUGACACUUCCUUGAGUGUAGCAGACGAUACACUUACACACGGGAAUACACACAACACUGCCAUUCCAGCACCACCACCCUGCACGCAAAGCUAUACGGACGCUGUUAAUAAUCCCUAGAGGAUGUAUUCUUUAAUCAAGGAAGUGGGAGAAGGAGAGAAAGAAGGAAGAAGAGGUCACAGGGUCAUGUGGGAUACGCCCCUCGUGUUUCUAUGAAGGAUUUGGCGCGCGUGGUCCAUGUCAGGUCCGCAUUUUCACACCUUUACCUGCAUCCUGCCACAUCUCACACACCAGAGUCCAAAGCCAUGUCCCCCCGUCCGGAAGACUCCCCCAUAUCCAGUCCCCGCACUCGCUCCCCAGCGAAGGGGGUGAGGACAGGAGGAGUGAGCUGUGCUGGGCCAGAUGCUCUCUCUAUGCUGAACAUGCUGGCUGAGGUGGCAUCCGUCACCUUACACACUGAUCCUUCCGUCACUGACACCUCCCAGGCUUGCAGGGUGAAGGCCGGUAGCACCACCAGCCGGAGACCCAGUGAUUAUGACUUGCUCACUCUUGACCAUGUGUCAGGCAUGACAGACAACCUCCUCCUCAAGCUGUUUGCUGAGUUUGAGUCUAAUGAAAUGUGGAAGCGCUUCACAUACACAUGUGGAAUGCUGCCUGCUGCCUGUUCCAAGUACUUCCAGAGCUUUGGGAGUGAGCACAAAGCAAGGAGUGGCAUGAAGGCUCAUCUCCAGACACACCUCAAAUCCCUCCUGGAAGUGCACAAGAGUGGUCAGAGCCGGCAGAGCUACUUACUAGAGUCUGUACCAGCUCGAAAGAGACGCCUUGCUCAGCAAGACCCUACAGGAGGCAGAAAGCGUGGCAACACAGGGUAUGGUCGGGCCAACAAGUCAUCUGGUACUCCAAAGACUCAGGUACGAGAUGGAGAUGCAUGUAACAAGGUGAAGAAGAUGCCCCCAGCAAGCAAAGAGAAGGAAAAUGAAGCUGUGAGAAAGAAGGAUGAUGCUCCAGCCACAAGUGAAUGGGGCAGUGAUGAUGCACCCCUGGACAUCAUCAAGGAGGAGAUCAAGGUGGUUAUCAUGAGUGAGACUAAACCAAAGAGGAAGCUGGAGAGUGGGCGUGAAGGGAAAGUCCGUGCCAAAAAGGUGAAGGCAACUGCUAACCCUCACAUCCCUGAAAGUGAUGUUAAUGACAACAACAACAAUUCAGAUAUAAAGCCUGUGGCCAAGAUGCCAGUGAUAAAACAAGAAUGUAAGAAGGAAGCUGAGCGGCCACCCAUCCAGCAGGUUGUGUCUCAUGACCAUGGGUAUCUCAAGGCAUCUCCAGUGAAGUGGGACUCAGAACAAGCAGAGACAAGACCUGCAGAACACCAACCCACUAAAGAGAGUGCCCACAGGAACCAAACUCAGGCUUCCUCACAGGUGGCUUGGGGUGGAAGUGCAAUGGAUGGGUCCGUAAGUUGCCUUCAAGUCCGGGAGGAGCAGCAGCCAGAGGACCACUCAACUUUGCUCCACCAGCACAUGAAUGAGGAGCUGCAGGGAGGAAUUAUGGCCCAAGAGUGUGGCAGUGCUGGAACACCCCUGCCAGUUGUGGGCUGUGAGGUUGAAUUCACACCAGAUCAACACUACAAAGUAAUGCGUUCCGCGGAUCUUCCUGUAGUGUACGACCACAACAAUCCCUCAGCUGACAUGGAUGGGGUGGCCAAGGUGAUUGAGAGGGACGAGUACAAAGUGCGCAAGAAGCCCAAGGGACGAGCAAAGUUCAUAGGACAAAGCAAGGCAGAGAAGGAGAUGGCCUUGAAGCUGAUAACAGAGAUCCGAUCCCAGUCUGUGAUGGCUCUGGAGACGCUGGAGUGCAAGAUCUGCCACCCUCCUCGCCUGUUCACGGCCCCGUCCACCUUGCUGUCUCAUUACCGCAGCCAUGCAGGCAUCCGUCCCUAUGAGUGCCGCAUAUGUGAGGCAGUCUUCACGCGGCAGCACUCGCUCAACUACCACAUGCUGAUCCACACCAACCAGACUCGCUUCACCUGCAGUGACUGCGGCCGCAAGUUCCGUCACCCAUCUCACUUCAAGGAGCACCGUCGGCGCCACACAGGAGAGUCGCCCUAUGAGUGCUCUGACUGCCUCAUGAGGUUCAAGACCAGGAACACUUACAAACGACACUUACGGACUCGGCACGAUAAGCUGCUCACCACCCAGGGCACCAUCAUCAUCCUGUCACAGGAAGAGGCAGACCGCAUGAAGAAAUCUCAGGGCCGCAAACCUCGCAGGCCCCGACAGCCCCUCAAAAUAAUAAGUCCAGAAGCUGCUGCCCAAAUGGAGGAGGAGCAGGUAUGGACUGAUUUUGAGGAAGGGGACCGUGAAGAAGAGGAGGAGGAGGAGGAGGAAGAAGAGGAGGAGGAGGAAGAGGAAGAGGAAGGACCCAACUAUGGUGAGGUACUACAGUCCAGUAAGCAGAAAGGUGAGGCGGGGAGCUACCAGGUGACGUCUGACAAUGUGGUGAUGUCUCUGGGGAUGAAGCAGGUAUCCAAUGGCAAAACUGGUCUUCUUGUAAAGUCCAAAAAGAUUUCAGAUAAGAGUAACAUCAGUCAAGUUAAACAUAUUGAGCAGGUCAAGGAGUGGAAAAACCCUCUACAAGGAGAUUUGAGGCAAAGCAGUAAAAAUAACAACCACCAUGAAAUUGUGGAGGAGGAGGUUGUGAUGGACUGUACUAGUGGUGGGGACCUGCGUACAUAUGUCUUCCAGCCACCACCAGAACACAACACACUACCUAAAGUUAACAUCAGAUCCUCUUGGAAUACCAUCAACAUUGAUCUCAAGAGCCUAGAGAUGGCAUCUGAGCUCAUCAUUCCAGAGAGCACAAGUGAGGAGACAGUGGAGGGUCCUCUGACUGAGAUGAAAACAGAACUAACAAACAUGGACACUGGCUGCAAAGAGGUUGUUGGAGACAGUAUCAACCCAGAGGAAGUAAUAACCAUCUGCUCAAACAUGGAUACUGUCAGUGAAGAAGUGGAUAACCCAAGAACCAUACAGCCACCUAGUAGUAACCCUGACUGGUUCACUGUUAAAAAGCCCAUCAAGUGCUAUACUAGAUCAGGAUAUGGUGUUGCUGACCUCCAUGAUACUGUACAUGCUACUACCUCAUGUGCCCAACCAGAUUCAAAGACAAGCAAUAACAGUCAAGGGGUGUAUGUUGUUGAGUACGUCGACAGUAAUGAUGGGCGUCUUGCCAAGGUGUACCGGGCCAAUGCCUCCCUUGUUCCCAAGAGUGUCCAGCAGGGAUCCAUUCAGGUACCACAGGUCAUUAGUGUACCCAGCAGAGGGCCAAUACCUGUUAUCGUUAGUAGUGGGUCAGAUAGGCCAUCAGCUUCCAUUACCGUCCCAGCAAGCUCCAUCAGGACCACCUCCAAACAAGUGCCACAAGUUGUGCCAGAUGCAGGUCUCCAAGAUCCAGCCACUGGAAUCAGUUCACCAACCAACAAUAGACUAACUACCAGCUACAAUAAGGCACUGAUUCAUAAGCAGGUUGUGAAUAAUGUGGGGAAAAAUAAUGCCAUCAAGAGCGAGGGUCUCAUUUCCUGUAGAGAUCCACAAAGCCCAACCGUUACAUUGCAUUCUUCCCCUUCAGUUGUUGUUACGACAGUCCCACAUGUCCCGGAGGCUCAGCAGCUACCAGAAAGUCAUGCCAAACUAUUCCCAUGGUCUUCUCAGCCUCUAUCAGAUAAUAAUCAAGUUACCACUUACUCUGUUGGCACUGGUGCAGAGGGAACAGACACACUCAAGAAUGAUGCAUCCAAUGUACAGGAAAGGAAUCACCUUACCUAUCCCCUGAUCAAUCAGGAAGCAGAGCAGUAUGUUGGAGUGCAAGAUGACAUAUUGUUAGAGGAUGUUGAGAUUAUUGAAAGCCUCAAUAUUGGUGAUGACGAAAUUAUUGUCAGCACAGGGAUAGUAGGUGAUGGUGUGCAAAGUGUAUGUGUGGCAGAGAACUUGAACCAGCUGACAGGGGUUUCUGAGUCAGACAGUGCCAGGGUGGAGGGGCUUGAGCCACGUGAGGCAGGUGUGUUGCAAAGCACCACCCAGUAUGUGGACCAGCUACUUCACCACAACGUGAUGGUGACUAAUGAACAGAACACAUCCACCACACAAGACACCUCACCUCCUCCUGUCAACAUGGGUGUUGUUCACAAGGUUGCAUCAACACUGCAGGCUUAAUGAACUUACUGAUGUCACUGUUGCUAAAGUAAGUCAGAUUACCCUAUCUUGACCAUAGUGCUUAUUUAUGGAAUCUAUGUAUUUAUCUUGUCAUGUAAGUAUGAAUGACAUAUUUUAGAAUAAUUAAAGUUAAAUUAACAUGAUGCCUUCAUACCUUUUAAAAUUAAAUUACCAUUGACGCCCAGACCCACAGUGAAGCUGGACAUUAGAGGAGAUUAAUAGUUGAUAGAUUCAUAUGUAGUAUUAUAUACUUAGUUAAACAUAUUUAUAUUUUCAAUAAUGAAUUUUCUGUCCAGUUGAAUAAUGUAGUAUUUACAACUAAUAGUCCCACUUGUGUGGUGCAUCUUUUGAAAAAAAUUUAAACCUGUAAAAUCCAUCCAUUAAUGGUCUUAAGUAUGCCCAAAGGUUCCUCAGUGCAUAACAGUAUAACUGGAAAAAUAAUGAAACAGUGUUAUCUUUUAUAAUUUACUAUUUUGUCUUUCCUUUCUUUUUAUAAUUUACUUGUUUUAUCUUUCUUUUUAUAAGUUACUAAUUUGUUUUUCUUAGCAUUAUAAUCAAUUGGUUUGCUCUUCCUGGAUGCUGCUGUGCAUUCAAGGAGAAAAGCUACUUCAUAUGAAUUGUUACAGUAAAGUAGUAAUGGUAUGGGGUAUUUUUUCAAAAUUUUGACAUACUCAAUCAUAAACCUUUCAUCUUUUUCUUUAUAAAGCAGAUUGUCCAUCUGUAUACAUUACUAAUGCUUACUACGCUUGACAUUGAAAUCAUCUUAUUUGGGACUUGUCAUUUUUAAUUCCUCAGUGGAAUGCCUCCAUAACAGGUGUAUGAAUUAAGGAAAUUGGUUGUUAAAUUACAGUGAAGUGAGAAGUCUUGCCAAAGCAUAGAAUGUGGCUCUCUAUUUACCAAGACACUAAAAAUUAGAUAUCCAUUAUUCACUUGACUGCCUGACAAAAGCAUCAUGUAAUGUACAACUGAUUUUUUUUUUUUUUUUUUUUUUUUUUUUUUUUUUUUUUUUUGUAGGAGGGACACUUGCUGCAAGUAUUCUUGUUUCUCUCUAAUAGUGGAUAAGUUAUCUUGAAAGGCAAUAAAAUAAAUACAUACACAGUUAGGGUGUGCUCUGCUGAAUAUAGCAGCUAUAUAGAGUGUUGUGCAUUAUGAAGCUGAAGACUGCAGUGUGGUGGUGUUGGAUGGGCAAACAUUGGUUUAGUACUUGGUGAACUUAUGCACAAAAAAAGAUGUUAUCUCUGGGAAGAUCCGCUUCAUGAAUGGCAGUGGCAGUAGUAAUGGUAACGACUGGUGAGGAUCAAAUACAGACUGGUCCAGGAAGGUAUUGUAAAACUUAUUUGGGUGUUGGAUAGGCAUUGCCCUUGUGGCAAGAUUAUUUAAACUGAAACCAAUGGUAUUUGACUGAGUAUUCAUCUGUGCUUACCUAUUCAUGUUGAUAAACAAGGACUGUGGUAAUUAUAGUUGUAUCUUACCAUAUGGCUGAAUGUUAUGGUUUUGACUCAGAACCUGACGCAGCUUACCUGAUGCCAUUUCCUGAAUGGUCUUCCCUGUGUGGGUGUCAUUCCAAUACUGAAUCAUGCAGUACCUGAAUUACUUUAGGGUCACUAUUUAAAUUAGUAUAUUAUAUAAUCAAUAGAAGGUGGCAUUUCCUAGUGCUGUAUUGUAGAAAUGGUGCUCCAGCUCUACUGUGACCAAGGCAGUUGCUGGGAUGCCAUUACUGCAUUACUACAUAAAUAGUAUUGUAGUGAUGGUACUUCAGCACCAGUGUGGUCAUAUGCCUAUCUGCAUAUGCUUAGGGUUAUAUUAAAAGUAUUUGACACACACACACACACACACACACACUCUAUCAAUCUAUCUAUCUAUAUAUUUACCAGGCUGGUGUUCCUCUUGGAGGUGGCUAAAGUAAGAUAGCUAUAAGUAAUUCCUCAAGAACUGGCAUCACAUAUAGAUGGAUUAAAAAUUAUCAAGAUUCUGUGAAUUUGAUAUAAUAAAAAGUCUUCUGGGAUAUGAAUAGUUAGAUAUUUUGAUACAUUUAUACAUGUAAUGCAGAUAGCAGAGCUUGGAGAUCAUGGUUCUUAUAGGUGUGUGUGACUGUAUCUUUAUAGGAGAAAAGUGCCUUAUGUAUAAGUACCUCUUCCAUACUGCUAUUUGAUGGUACAAGCACAAGUACAGGAGUCAAGUGCCUUUACACCUCUCUUUACUUUCAUAGAAGACCUGACAUAGCUGUAUGAUAGUGCUUAACUACUCACUGAAGAAUCCUGCAAUAUGUAAUUAUUUUUAAGUAAACCUACCCAUGUGUUGGACAGUUUUAUGUGCCAGUACCAGUCUUAACAUAGUUUUGGGUUGUCUUCAAAGUUGAUGGUAAGAAACCAAGCAAAAUAUCUUCCUGAAUGAGCACAGCGUAACAUGAAGGAUGGGAAGGGCCUUCAAACCAUAUUCUUGUGGUUUAUUUUAUAAUGAAUUUUUAAGAAUGAAUAUUUGCUAUAUAUACAGUAAUCAAAAGGCAAGAUAAAAUGCAGCCUGAUUUUUCUACAACUGGCAGUGUUGUGUACUUAGAUGUGUUUGAUAGUAAUCCAAGUGUUGGGUUCAGAAAUACAAAUACAGUGAAAGAUGAAGUGGUCAGUUGUGGUAUAAUAAUAUCAAAAGAGGAGCCAAGCUAGUAUGUUACAGGUUCCUAAAACAACACAGGAACUUGUCACGCUGCCUUGUGUACUCUGUCUCUAGUAACCAAAAUGACAUUUUAUACAAGCUUGUGAUGAAAUGCAGUGGCUGGGACAUUAAUAUUUUUACCUUCUGGUGCUACAUUACAACCAAAGUAGUUUAUAAUUACUCAUUUGAAGUUUGUGGCUUUCUUAAUUCUGACAACAUUAAUCAAAGAAAAGGUGCCUACUAGAAUUAUAAUAUUUUGUGUAAUACAUGUUAGUCACCCAACUUUUAUUGUUCAACUGAAAACACAUCAUCACACACACAUACAACUUGUUCAUUGUUUAGUGUCUUCAAAGCUUGUAUGAGUAUGAAUGCCACUCAUCACCAGUGUUGAUUUCCCUUUAUUCAGGAUAAAUAUUUGGUAAAUCUGUGAAGGAACAACUGGCCAUUUCAUGAGAAAACCAGGAAAAGUCUUUGUAAUCUAUGGGAAAAAUUAUAAUUAAUAGAAAUUAUAUAUAUAUAUAUAUAUAUAUAUAUAUAUAUAUAUAUAUAUAUAUAUAUAUAUAUAUAUAUAUAUAUAAUUUUUGGGUUUUGUAGCUUAAACUCCUAUCUUGACAUGUUUCUGUGCAGCAUGAAGAACCAGUGCCUUCAGGUGGUUUCAAGCUGUCAUUUAAGGGUACCAAUUUAUGCUCACAAUAACACUUCCACUUAAUUGAUCUUCAUACUAUUGACUUUGUACCCAGCAGGGUGUAGUGCGCACACGCACACGCACACGCACACACACACACACACACACACUGCAUAGUGUAGUUGUUAGCACACUCAGCUCACAACCAAGAAGGCCUGGGUUUGAAUCCCGGGAGCGGCAAGGCAAAUGGGCGAGCCUCUUAACGUGUAGCCCCUGUUCACUAGCAGCAAAUAGGUACGAGAUGUAACCCAAGGGGUUGUGACCUCGCUGUCCCAGUGUGUGGUGCGUCAGUGGUCUCAGUCCUACCCAAAGAUCGGUCACUAUGAGCUCUGAGCUCUUUCUGUAGGGUAAUGGUUGGCUGGGUGACCAGCAGACAACUGUCGGUGAAUCACACACACACACACACACACACACACACACACACACACACACACACACACAUGCAGUAAUGGACUGUUGGUCUUCCACCCUUGUUGGGUUGCAUAAUUACCAAUUCUCAGCAAGGUACAUAUAAGUUAGUCAAUAAAUUCUCCAAAUUGUCUCCAUCCAGCUUGGGCUUUGAGCUGGGACUUAUUGGUUGUGAGCAGAGCGUGCUAACCUCUCAGCUACACUUUUUUGAGCUGUUGAAUGAGAAGAUUGUCUUGUCUGCAUUGUAUUACUUAAUAUAUUUACAGGGUUUUAUAGUAUGAAUUGGAUGUAACUUCUCAUAGAGCAAUAAUUUGAUGUAAUAAUGUAUAAAACCUAUAUUUUGUACUUUUAAUAAACCUAAUUUUCAGUAA
Molecule: messenger RNA, 8645 nt
Organism: Scylla paramamosain (green mud crab)
Lineage: Eukaryota; Metazoa; Arthropoda; Malacostraca; Decapoda; Portunidae
Exons: 11
Coding region: 537-4532 (1331 amino acids)
Source: RefSeq, a predicted model, not a curated record